UCCUCUUCCCCACCCCCCCGUUUUAUUACUUGCAGGCCGUUGGAGGAAGGAGAAAUUUUAGGCGGGAAAACCUGCACCUCCUGCCUCGCGCCCCUGCGGCCUACCGCGCGCCGGGAAGCGCCAGGCCACGGCGGAUGCGAGAUGCUGGGCGCAUGUGGCAUGCAGAAAUGUCACCAAGAGGCUCUGAAAAAGAAUCGUGUUUCCCUAGCAAAGCAGCUAGUUUUGAAGGAACUAAUGGAACACCUCAUAGAAAAGGAUGUGAUCACUGAAGCAAUGAUGGAGAUGAUACAGGGCAAGUCUGGAAGUUUUAGCCAAAACAUAGAAUUCCUGAACCUGCUCCCAAAGAGGGGUCCCAAAGCCUUCUCAGCUUUCUGUGAAGCUUUACAAGAAACCAAACAGCAGCACUUAGUGGAAAUGCUCCUGAGCACCAUUCCCAGCCAUAGCAAUGGGAGUGCAAGGCUGAAUUCUGGCUAUGAGGAAAAGCUGUCAUUUCCUCUAUCUGAAUCAGAAAUCUCUCAAAAAAGGCCACGGUGGCAACUUGAACCAAUGGAGCAUUCCUUGGAUAAUGGAGAUGGUCCUCACUAUCCUCAGGUGAAGCUAUGCACCCCAGAAUUCUAUCAUGAGCAUGAGCACAUGGCAUACAGGAUGAAAUCACACCCACGGGGCUUGGCGCUGAUACUUAGCAACGUGCAUUUUAGCAAUGAGACAGACCUAGAGUUCCGUUCUGGUGGCAAUGUUGACCAAGCUGCCCUAGAAAUGCUCUUCAGACAUCUUGGGUACCAAGUGAUGGUACGGCAUGAUCAGACUGCACAGGAAAUGCAUAAGGAGUUGGAAAACUUUUCAAAGCUUCCAGUUCACCGAGAUGUAGAUUCCUGCAUAGUAUCACUUCUCUCACAUGGCAUAGAGGGUGGGGUCUAUGGAGUGGAUGGCAAACUGCUUCAGUUGCAGGAGAUUUUCAGGCUCUUUGAUAACGCAAACUGCCCUAGGCUUCAGAAUAAGCCCAAAAUGUUCUUCAUUCAAGCAUGCCGGGGAGAUGAGACAGACCGUGGAGUGGACCUGAUAGAUGGGAAUGAGCGUGCUGACUCCCCAGGUUGCGAAGAAAGUGAUGCCAACAAGAAAGAGAAUCCCAAGCUGCGUCUUCCCACUUGCUCUGAUAUGAUAUGUGGCUAUGCUUGUCUGAGAGGCACAGCUGCUAUGAGAAACACCAAACGUGGGUCCUGGUAUGUAGAGGCUCUGACCUCUGUGUUUGCUGAAGAUUCCAGAAAUACGCAUGUGGCUGACAUGCUUGUAAAGGUGAAUGGAAUGAUCAAGCAUCGAGAAGGUCAUGCCCCAGGCACUGAGUUCCACCGCUGUAAGGAGAUGUCAGAGUAUUGUAGCACUCUUUGCCAGGACCUUUACUUGUUCCCAGGAAUUAACUCUAUCAUCUAAGGGGGCCACUGCCACUAAGGCCAAAGUCCAUGAAAUACUCUGUGCCAUAGGAUGACCUCCUGUAGAGGUCUAAGGGCUACUCUUCCCUUACAGCAUUUCAUAUGGAAGGUAGGGGGCGUUAAGCUGUCCUGUUUAGGAAGCGGUUGACUGAUGAACAUAAGAUACUUGUUCUGCUGUUUCUAACAGUUUUUCUGAUUUUAUUGGGAAUUUCAUAUGUUAUCAGACAUUAUGACCUAUGGAAAUUACCAUAUAAACGUCUUUAACUUGAUCAUGCCUGGCUAAGCCAGCUUUCUUAUUCAUUGUGCAAAUUUCUCUAAUAUCACUUUUUCAGACAGACUUUGGCAACUUGUUGAUGCUUGCCAUCCAGUUCAGGGUUUAUAAGUGUAGUAUUGUGUUCAUGUGCCAACAUUGAGGUUGAUGGGGAGCACCUAGGUAGCGAGUAAUUUAUCACAAACAGGAGUGUGAGAAAUAGCAUUCAUAAAGCUUUUAUAAAACAAAAACCAAAAGCAUGCUUUAUAAAUUGAAUUUUGUUUUAAGACAAAUUUGUGGGCAGCUAAGCAAAUUUGGCGAAACAACUAGCUAAACUGAAGAGGAAUCCUCUAAAUAAAUGAAGGACAUGCAGACUAAUAAAGACAGUUUGGAAUAGUUAGGUUAAUGCUAAAGUCAUUUUAUAUCUUUCACCC
Lacerta agilis (Sand lizard) is the source of this 2111-nucleotide messenger RNA. It is a transcript of the gene CASP2, whose product is annotated as caspase 2. The record is from RefSeq and is a predicted model, not a curated record. The transcript has 11 exons. Bases 142 to 1428 code for a protein of 428 amino acids. Gene Ontology annotation, biological process: regulation of apoptotic process; proteolysis. Lineage: Eukaryota; Metazoa; Chordata; Lepidosauria; Squamata; Lacertidae.